Messenger RNA from Bufo bufo (common toad), 3562 nucleotides. RefSeq names its product CUB and zona pellucida like domains 1 (gene CUZD1). Lineage: Eukaryota; Metazoa; Chordata; Amphibia; Anura; Bufonidae. The record is from RefSeq and is a predicted model, not a curated record. The coding region runs from base 245 to 1948 and encodes 567 amino acids. The transcript has 10 exons. Gene Ontology annotation, cellular component: cell surface.
AACACUUUCUUCUAAAAUGUCUCCUGCAGGGCAUCUAAUAACCCUGCUCCUUCUUGUCACCAAUUCAUUAGCGCAAGAGAAAUCUGUGGUACCUGAGGAUAGGAUUUAGAGUAAAGCAAGUGCAGUGAGAAGACACUCCAUCCUGAUGGCUCUGAAAAGCCAGAGGUAUCAAUGGAAAUGCAGGCUGCAUUAGUGGAACUACAACAGAGGAGAAGAAGGAAUGAAGAUGGCAGAUAACCCAUAAAUGGCAACUAAAACAGCACGAUGUGGAGUCAGCUUUACAGAUCCUUAUAAACCUGUUCAAAUCCAAGUUCAGGAAGACUUUCAGUGCACCUGGAACAUAGAAAGACCAAGCAAUUUGACCACAAGAGUCAUCUUCUCCGUCCUCGACUUGAAUCCAUCUGCAGAUUGUUCCCAAGAAAAUAUUACUAUCUUUGAUGAGAACAAUGAUGUUUUAGGAGUCCUGUGUCCAAAUUCUCCCAAGAUUAAUGUGUUUGAAUCUGAAGGCAAUGUGGAUAUCAGGGUGUCCACUGACUCUACAGUAUAUGCAAGGACAGCAUAUUUCUUAUACUACUCUGUUACUCCAGACAUUGAUCUUAACUGCGGAGACGAUCUCCAAGGUUAUUCAGGAAUCAUCUCCAGUCCCAAUUAUCCCAAUCGCCAUCCACACUUUGCAUUCUGUUUGUGGCACCUGGAAGCACCAAAGAAUACGAAACUGAAGCUUUCUUUCAGUGAAAUCUUUGUAGAAGUUGAUGCUCUCUGUCGAUUUGACUUAAUUGCGGUCUACGAUGGUCCAGACACUAACGCACCUCUCCUGGAUGUCCUGUGUGGUCGGAGAACCGCAGAGCUGCAGACCACUUCCAAUUCUUUGACUUUGCUGUUUAGCGCAGAUUACGCAAACUCCUAUUUUGGUUUCUCUGUUAAAUAUUCAGCAUUACCUGAAUCCAGCGACAGUUCAAUGAGUUGUUCGGGCGACUCCAUGCUGGUUGUUCUCAAUCCAGCUUUUAUCAAUGCUCAGGGAUACAGCGCCUCCAACCUGACCCUGAUCGAUCCUUCCUGUGUCGCUCAGUCAGCCGAUCCUUUGGUAUUUGAGGUGCCGUACUAUGGAUGCGGCACGGUUAAAAAGGUAGAGGACAACCUUAUUUAUUACACCAAUACAAUCUCUGCUAAACCAAGCAGUGGCGUGAUCACAAGGGUCAACAGGCUGGAGAUCGUUGUGACCUGCGAGCUGGACAAUAACGCUACAGCAGAGAUUAUGUACAUGACGCGGGAUGACAUCAUCCAUAGCCUACACGAGAAUGGCAAAUACGACGCCAGCUUGGCCUUCUAUACGUCACAGGAUUUCACCACUCCAGUGCUGGACUCUCCUUACCUCAUCGACCUCAAUGAGCCAGUAUACAUUGAGGCUUCAGUAAAGACCCAGGACCAAGACCUCACUGUACUUGUAGAUACCUGCUUUGCAUCCCCCAAUGCAGAUUUCCAAGCACCUAAUUACGAUCUUAUCAGAAGCGGAUGUACAAAAGACAACACUUACCAGAACAUCAAUUCUGGCAGUGGAUUUGCCCAGUUCAGCUUCAAUGCCUUCAAGUUCCUGAAUGCACAUACGUCUGUGUAUCUCCAGUGCCGGCUAAUAAUAUGUGACAUUAAUGACCCCGAUUCCCGCUGUAACAAGGGAUGUAUCACACGUCAGCGCAGAGAUCUGGGCUCCAAGGAAUGGAAAACGAAUGCGGUGCUUGGACCCAUCCGUCUCAAGCGUCACAGUGAAUCAGAAGCUGCAGGUUCCAUCGGUGAAAAGAAAGAAGAACCUGUCAAGACAGACCAAGGCAGCUUAUAUGUUGUGGUCAUCUCUGUUCUGGUGGUCAAUGUAGUCAUAUUAGCACUGGUGCUGAUGAGAUAUUACAGGAAGCAAUCUACUGAAUACAGAUACCUCCCAGUGGCCACACAAUAAGCCAUGCCUCCAUACAUAUCGGCCCCUUAGUGCUCUGCACAGGGCAGGAUACCUCACAAAAAUAAAAGCACAAAAGCAAGAACUUCUCUCUACAAAUUUCUGUGUGGCUGAGACACUAGAUGACAAUGGCCACUAAGUGCAUUCUGAUUAAUAUUUUAUUAGUAGUAACAUAAUUAGCAUCUGAAACCAUUUACAGGGGUUUUCCGGGACUUCAAUGCGUUAUCUACCUUAGGGGGCCUUUUGGCCAAACUUCCCCUACACAGGGUUAUGGCUUCUUCAGAGUCCCCCGCUGCGGCACUGUGGUCCCGCUUGUCAACUUGUGGUUUGAUAGGGGCCAUGUGUGCAGCUGCAGCCAAUGAGUGGCUGCAGUGGUGAUGUGUUCCCCAUGUAUCAUGUCAAUGGGUCACUCGAUCCACAGGCGAAAAGUCACCACUGCGGCCAGUGAGCACACAUGACACAAGUCAAACCGGAUAUUGGCAAGUGGACCCAGAGCACAGCAAUGGGGGAUGAAAGAUCCGAAAGCCUGCGGCGGGGAACAAGUAUGUAUGAUUCUCUACAAUGGUCCAGCAACAUGGGGGGGUUCUAGCUGAAAGGCCACCAAAAGGUGGAUAAUCGCUUUAAAUAUAGAUGGCCUAAAUCUAGUAAUACAUUCCCUGUCAUUGUGUUAUAUCAAUAAACAAAAGAAACAGAGCAAUGCCAUUUUCACUUUUCGGGGGCCUUUCAGCCGGACCCCCUCCCCUACGUACUCCUGUGGAGAGGAGGGGUUGCUGAUCCCAUCCAACAACUCACUGCUACAGAAAUUAAGACCGUUGACAGAUUUUGGCAGAAACAACAUGCUGCUCUCUGGGUCUCAAAUGUCAACCCCACAGCUUGUAUGUUGGCAUCUCGGGAGAGAUGACAGAUUCUCAUUAAAUGGGUUAUCCCAUGGAAAGUACACUCAUUGACAAAAAAAUAUAAUGCACCCACAUAGAAAUUGCUGCAAAACUCUGCAUGCAGUUAUGUCUCAGGCAGAUAUGUGAAUGAUUAGAGGUGUGGUCUAAUUAGACACUGGGUCAUGCCACAGGAGGCUGUAAAAGUGCUUCUCCCACUGCCCUAUAAAAAAAAAGUCUCUCAGAGGCUACUUUUGAGAAGUGUACCUCUUGGUGUGAUAGGAUUGACUCCUAGACAUGCCUCUGCAUCGCACUCAAAGACAUCUUGCCAGUUGAAAGACUUUGGGAGACAGCGCAUCAUCGGACUGAGAGAAGCAGGAUGGUCGUUUCAACAAAUUGCCCACCAUUUAGGCAGUGCUGACGUAGCUGUUAGGAGUUGUUGGGAGCAGUGGUUGUGAGGUUAGGCACACAUGACGAACAGUCUCUGGACAGCCCAGACAGACCACCAGUAGAAUGAGAAGGAGCAGCUCCCAAUUAUGUUGUCCACCAUCCAGACACAGGUGGCAUCUUUAUUACACCCCCCUUCUUCUGCUUAGCAGAAGAAAAUUUGGUGUCACAGUGCCCAUUACAUGUCAUGCUAUUGACAGCCAACCACCAUCACCUUCGUUUGCAGCUGUGUCAUGAAUGAGAAACCUGGACUGCUACAGAUCGUAUCAUUUUGCGAUGAAUCCAGGUUCUGUAUGGG